This is a messenger RNA of Lachancea thermotolerans CBS 6340, 723 nucleotides long. RefSeq lists its product as uncharacterized. The record is from RefSeq and is a predicted model, not a curated record. The transcript has a single exon. The coding region runs from base 1 to 723 and encodes 240 amino acids. Lineage: Eukaryota; Fungi; Ascomycota; Saccharomycetes; Saccharomycetales; Saccharomycetaceae.
AUGUAUAUCCCAAAGCUGACAAGCGUCGAUGACUUCGAUAAGCAGGCUAGAACCAUCAAAGAUCAUCCCUUGGGUAUUCUUUUCAGUUACUCGGCUCCUAAAAUAGCACUUACAGACUUUCUUUUGGGUGAUAAAAUUGACAAGCCGGUUGACAGCGAGAUGUGCGCCACGCAUGUGCCAUUUUUCCUACAAAAGUCACAAGAUGGCAGCUGUCGACUCGUUGCCCAUUUGGCUGGUAAAAAUCAGCAAAUUAAGUUGCUUAAAGAGAACCCCAGUUGUAUGGUUGUGUUCCAAGGCCCGAACUCCUAUGUCACUCCCGCUUGGUACCCAGAAAAAGAGGAAACGCAUAAAUUUGUGCCAACUUGGGAUUAUUCAUGUGUUCACGUUUAUGGAAAAGCCAAGAUUAUAGAAGAAAAAGAGUGGUUGCUGAAAAUGCUGGACAGCUUAACGGAUCAAGAAGAAAAUAAAAGGCCCGACAGAGAUGAAUUUGAGAGUAAGUGGAAGGUGGAGCAGACAAAUCAGAAGUACUUGGACUCUUUGAUCAAAGGAAUUGUCGGCUUAGAAAUUGAGGUAUCUCACAUUCAAUCAAAACUCAAAGUUCAUCAGAAUCAGAACCCUAAAAAUGUCAACGGCGUUCUAAGGGGAUAUGAAAUGGAGAUGGGUGACGAUACAGCAAAACAAAUGUGCAAACUUGUAAGAGAAAAUUAUCCCAGAGAGUUAUAG